GCCGUCGGUAAUGGGGAGAAAGCACAGAGUGGCAUUUCAUCCAGCCAGUGGUAUUCUGCAGAGUCCUUGUCUUCAUCUGGCAGUGAUGAUGCAAGACUUCUGGGCAUGUCUUGUACAGCUAGAGGUAGACCUCCUCUUCCUCCACCACAUGGUCCCUCACUGGAUAACAAAUCCAACAGGAAUGAGGUUCCAACGACCUCUCAAACACUCACAGAGUCAAAGCCUCAGCCCGCUGCAAGAUCUCUUGGUUUACAAAGACAAAGCCCUGUGAUUGAAAAGACCACUGCGGAGACCCACAAGUCUUUGAAUCAGGAGGUGAAGAGCCAGACUCCACCUCAGCCCUUUCCUCGUAGACGACUUGCCAGCUUUGGAGGCGUAAGCUCCCCUGGGUCACUCUCGCCCUUUACUGGCCUUGGUGCAUAUAAUCAAAACAACAAUGGGAACAAGCCUACUGGCACAGGAGCUGAUUUGCAUGCCCACCUUAACUCAUCGCUGGGCAGCAGAGGCAGCACGGGCUGUCUGAGGCUGAGUCCACAGAGCUCUGGAAGAACCACUCCAGUUUCAGGUCUUGGCUCCAUGCACCUACAGCAUGUCCGUGAUCAGAUGGUGGUAGCUCUGCAAAGGUUGAAAGAGCUGGAGGAGCAGGUGAAAAUCAUCCCUAUCCUCCAGGUUAAAAUAUCAGUCCUCCGAGAGGAAAAAAGGCAGCUGGUCUCUCAGCUCAAGAACCAAAGUGACAGCGAGGGCAUUAAUGAUGUGAUCUGGAAAAGAUCAUACAGCAUGGAUGAGUCUGACAUUGAGAAUAGGAUGAAUACUGAAGAAGAGAUGGUGAAAAGUGACUGCUCCGACCUUACGGAGUUCAGGCAACUAAAUGAAGAGUUGCAGGCUUUAGAGAGAGCUAUCAAAGGUGGACAGAUGCAAGCAUGGCAUGGAAAAGGUCGUAGCCCUCUUCAUGACAAAGAUAUCGCAUCAGCCAAAGUUGGACCUAAAAAAGAUAUGGAUGUCACAUUGUCUAAACCCUUAAAAGAAGAUAAAUGUGUGUACACUGAUCAGGCAGAGACGAGGUCUAUAGCAACAGAAGUGUGUGAAGUUAAUCUCGGAAUUUACACAGAACACGAGGCAGAGCUUGAUGCUCAACAACUAAUAAAUGCUGCCUUGAAGGAGAAAAUUUGUCAUUUAGAAGCACAGUUGAAAGAAUCAGCUCUCCAGACAGAGUUGACACGUCUGAAACUGGAACUUCAGACUGCAGGUGCCAGGAACCGAGUUGACAAGGCCUGCUUCGCUAAGCCGUCCACUGAAAGCACAGGCACAGAUGCAAGGCCUCUCACCAAAACCAGGGUAGGUAAUCACACAGAGCUUCAAGAUGCCAGCACAGGAGAUACAGUAGAGGUAAAGACUGUUGGAGUAUCUUGUGAGCCAAAGAUGAUGAAUGUUUGCACAGGACCAGAUAUUCCCAUGAGCCACUGGGAGGUGAGGGAGCGAGUGGAGACCAGGGAAAAGGCCGUGGGGAUCCAGGUUGUUACAAGCACACAAGGAGUUGGAACUGAGAUAAGGUUAUGUAAUGCAGAAAGCAACACAGAGGUGCCAGUGGAGAAUCUUGGGUCUAAGACAGAAAAGAUUGAGCAUCAUUCAGUGGGUUGUGGAGAUUGUUCUGUUGACGUGAUCCUUUGUGAGGCCAAGGAAGUGGUUUCUCAAGGAAUGACGACAGAUCCAGUCAGAGGAGUUGACCUGGGAAUCAUGGCAUCACCUCAGACAGCUUCACAGCGCACCAACACUGUAUCCAGCUCGGUGUCUCGCUUUACUAACACCACACAGGCCUUCAGCACUGACUCCAGCACAAAUACACUCCUCAGCACCCAAAACAAGCACACCAACACUGCUCACACUCCCACUCGGACAGUGUCUGUGGGCAACAGGGUCAGAGACAUUCAGUGCACCGCUGAGACCCGUACGAUUGGUAUCGGCACUGCAAAUGUAUUAGAAAGUUUUUUUAAACAAACACCAGAGACAGCAAUCAAGCUAACUCGAGACACUGGUGUUGGGUUCACUAACAUUAAUGACAAUUUCCUGGUUGGACUGAAAACUCGAAAUAUGGCCUCUGGACCGUCCCAUCUUCCUGACCCUGUCAAGACAAAGAGUGUCGGCGUCGGGGAGGGGAGGAUACGGAAUUUGUCAGUUUCAUCCCGUACAUCUGGACAGAAUUUCCAGCAGCCUACACAUCUCCAGUGGGACCAUGAGCUGAAUCACUACAUAGAAAAAAUGCAAAGACUCCUGAAGGAACAUGGAGACCUGCUCACAGAGGACUCCACUGACCAUUACAGCAGCCGAGGAAAUACCACCUCCAAUCAGUUCUGCAACAAUAAAGCUGCAGCACAAGGAGGGACAGAAAUCCAUCGGUUCAGUUCACAGCCAACAGCCAGCAGAGACUGUCAGUCUGCAUGUCAACUUUCAACUGACUCUGUCAAGUGUGACAAAGAAAAUCCAGGAAUCAGUCAACAGGGUGGUAAUGAUUCAGAGGUGAAAAGGAUGAUUAAACUGUUAGAGCAGCAGGCAUCAUCAACUCUGCAAGACAGAUCAACAAGUGCUGGUGGACCUCGGUCAGUGAUAAAGAAGCAGAAUGGGGACCAGUCCUGUAGCAGCAACAGGAAAAGCAUGAAGUUCAUGAAGGUUACUGCAGGAUUGGACUCUGUGUCAGUUUACGAGCAUGAACAAACAGAAGGAACUUUAAGAGACACCUCUCACGAUGGAAUCCAAGCAAGAAGAGGAAAAGAUGGUUCCAACACAGGACUGAAAGGGCCUGCAAAAUUAUAUACACAACAGAGGCGCAAGUUAAGUGAAAGAAUGUUUUCUGCUUGCCAAGCCCUAAAGAUGCACCUGAGUGAUGACACAGCCUUAUCCAGCUGGGAGUUGCAGGACUGUCUACACACACUCCAGGAGGAGUGGUUCUCUGUGUCCAGCCACAAGGCAGCAGCUCCUGACACUGUAGAGGACUACUUGUCUACGUUUCGGGUCAUUUCACCCUCGGUAUUGCAGUACGUAGUGAAUAUGGCUGACGGCAAUGGAAAUACAGCGCUACACUACAGCGUGUCUCACUCCAACUUUGGCAUCGUCAGAAAGUUGCUCGAUGCAGAGGUGUGUAAUGUGAAUCGACAGAACACAGCAGGUUACACACCCAUCAUGCUGGCUGCACUCGCAGCUGUGGACAAUCCAGAGAACAUGAGGGUGCUGGAGCAGCUGUUCUCAAAAGGAGAUGUCAAUGCCAAGGCCAGUCAGGCUGGUCAGACGGCUCUGAUGCUCGCUGUGAGCCACGGCAGGAUAGACAUGGUGCAGGCCCUACUAGCACUGGGAGCAGAGGUCAACGUCCAGGACGACGAGGGCUCCACGGCUCUGAUGUGUGCUAGCGAACAUGGCCAUGCUGACAUUGUUAAACUACUGCUGGCACAGCCGGAGUGUGAUGCCACCCUGACUGACAGUGAUGAAAGCACCGCCCUGUCCAUCGCAUUAGAGGCAGGGCAUAAUGACAUUGCAGUGCUCCUUUAUGCUCAUGCCAACUUCUCCAAAGGACUGUCAGGGUCUAUUGGUCGUCACAGUGGCAAGUCUCUUUCGACUUCUGGUGGAAGAAAUAUCUUUGAAUGAGCUGAUGCCCCAAAGCCUGAACUGAUGCUUCAUGAAGCUUAUUUAUGAGGUGAUUCAAUGUCAGAGGAUUUUAACAGGCACUUACCAAGUUAGUGUGAGCGAUUCUAUAAGAGCGAUAAUUCACCAUGUGACAGAAUGCUGGUUAUUCCCCACUGGCAUGCAUACAAGGGUAGCAUUUGCAUGAUAUGAAAUAGUAUGUCUUAUACUACAACUCAGCAGGAUUAUAUAUGCAUGACAGAGUAGAUUAGUAUUCUAUAUUCAUAGAUAGUAGAUCAUUUGUGUCCUGCAGUCAUUAUGUACUUUUUUCUUUAUUUGUCUAAAUUCUUUUUUGUUACUUAUUUAGAAAUGUAGAAUAUAAAAAGCUUAGAUAUCCAUAUUUUUAUUGUAAUGUAUUAAAAGGAAUUAUUUGUAUUAAUAGCUUAAUGCUUUUGUCUGUCUAUACUGGUUUAAUAGAAAAUGUGUGAUGCACAAUAUAUAUUUUAAACAUGUUCCAUUUUGUCAAUUUGUCAACCCAAACUACAACCACAUGCAGUAGUAGUGCAACUGUAGCGCAUCUGUUGCUAAGAUUCAUGGGAGGUGUUUGAUGUUGAUGGUAUGUAAAUGAAUAUUUCAACACUUUGGGAAAUAGACUUAUUGCUGUCUUGCUGAGAGCUACAUGAGAAGAUUGAUAGCAAUUUCAUAUCUUAUAAACAUGAAUGUGGAGUCAGUAGCCUGGAAACAGAGAAACAGCCCGGUUGGACUGUAACCUCACAGUGAAGACACAACUCCAGAAAGGGACUGUGGCCUGUGGAAAAGUCAACAGGCACGUAACCUCCCAUGAAACAACAACUGUCAUAUUCACACUUUAAGUUGUGUACAGAGACAACAAACGUGUAAAUAGGGUGGAGGUGCUCGGAGGUAAAUGCAUCCAGCUAGCCGUUACCUGCUAUUUUCAGUGUUUAUGCUAAGCUAUGCUAAUGAAAUGCUCGAUAUAGCUCCAUGUUCAGCACCUGUCCUCCUCAAGUGGCUUAAUAUGACCAGUAAUUGCAUUUUAAAGUUACGUAACCUCUAGCAGUCGUAUGAGUCUGCGCCCAAAAUGCUAUCCAAGCUUUAAUUUGUAAUUGCCAGUGCAGCCUCCAUGAUUUUGGAAUGGACAGAGGCAGAGGAAAGGUGUGGAGAAAAAAACCUUUUAUAAUUUAUAGAACUUCUACAUUUGACAGGUAAUUUGCAGUGGAAUUUUAACAUUACAUUAUGGACAUGGAAGAUUCGCACAGGAUUAAGGUUACAGACAACCUCUGCAUUUAUUACAAAUGUAGGUCCUCAGGUAAUACUAGUCUAAUACAAAUAUGGCUAAAGCAGUAAGUUAACCUUUUCAUAAACCUAACCAUCUGGACCACGUAGCUCUCUUACCUAAACCUGAUCAAGUAGUUUUUUCACCUUAAUCUAAUUAAACAGCCAAUGAAAACCACUCCUGUUUGUACUUUGAUUUGUUUUUUUCAAACACACUUCUACGUUAUUUCAAUACAUAGAUCAUAUCAGACUUUAGAAGCCUGUGACAGAUAUGUUUGGAGAGCUGCUUGACAGUAGGACAAGGACAGAGUGAUCAGUUUUCUCAUCUUCUCACUUUGUGGCAAGAAACCAAUUAGGUCUAUUUCCUAAAAUACUGAACGACUGCUUUAAGUGGCCUCUAUGUUACCAUGGAUAUUUUGACAGUGAUGAAGGCUGUACAGCUGAAUGUUUUUUCUUUUCUUUUCUGGAUAUAGUGACAUCUUGUUAUUAAUUACAAAGUUAUUCAGUAAUUGUAGAAUUUGAUUAGCAAACAUUUAAAUUAAAUAGAUACAUUUAUAUUAG
Messenger RNA from Acanthochromis polyacanthus (spiny chromis), 5463 nucleotides. Its product is annotated as KN motif and ankyrin repeat domain-containing protein 1-like. Gene Ontology annotation, cellular component: cytoplasm; cytoskeleton. Lineage: Eukaryota; Metazoa; Chordata; Actinopteri; Pomacentridae. Gene Ontology annotation, molecular function: protein binding. The record is from RefSeq and is a predicted model, not a curated record. Gene Ontology annotation, biological process: negative regulation of actin filament polymerization.